This is a messenger RNA of Phytophthora nicotianae INRA-310, 1040 nucleotides long. RefSeq lists its product as hypothetical. The transcript has 4 exons. Lineage: Eukaryota; Oomycota; Peronosporomycetes; Peronosporales; Peronosporaceae. Bases 26 to 814 code for a protein of 262 amino acids. The record is from RefSeq and is a predicted model, not a curated record.
GUUGAAGCGGGUCAAAAAGUUAAUCAUGGAGCAGACGGAACAAGUUGCGCGCUCGCGACGAAGCAAGGGGAAUGAUAAUGCGACGAGUAAACACAAGAAGAGCACCACUACACCAGUUGGUUUCAAGCUCCACACUGAGUUGCUGGCCGAGAAGCGCACGCAGCAGCGCGAGGAUAAAGAGGUCGCGCAUCUUCGUAACGCUCAGCAGAAAAUAUUAGGCAAGAAGACAGUCGAUGACUUUGCGCAGCUGAAGCUCAUUCGACGCGAGUCUGCAGCCACCAGGAGUCGCAGUCUUCACUGCAACGGGAAGACGUUAAACUUAUCCUUGUCGAGGAAGAACAAGGAAUAUGAACGUCCUAAAACCAGUGAGCGAGUUCCUGAACGCACCGUCCGCUUAGAGUCCCGACCUCUGAUGUCUGCACGUCUAUCUAGUCCAGUUCUGGUCGCGGACAGCUUACCGCGACGUCCGAUGUCCGCCAAGCCAGUACUACAGUCCCAGCAUCGCUCCAGUGUCAGCCAUACUGUGAGCUUGGGCAGCGACGAAGAAGUGAAGCUGCUAAACAACGCGCGGUCCAAGACGCACUCUAAGAGAAAGAAGAGGAAGAAGAAGAUCAUCGACCGAAAGUCGGGGCGGCUCUCGUCGUCCAAAUCAACUCCAGUUUUGUCGGACAAGGCCGAGCACAGCGGGAGCUUGCCGGUCUGCAAAAGGAUUAACAUCAUUGUCAAUAUGCGCAACUUGCAGUUGAUCAAGGAGCCACAUACGCCUGGCGCGGCUUCUCCACCCGUCAUUUCUCGUGAAGCGUGGUGCGACUAGUGCAAGUCGGGUCCAUUUAAACUUCUCAAUGGCGCUGAAAGAUCCCCAGUUUUUAAAGAGUUUUACUUUUAGGGGCCAUUCACCUCCGCUGGCAGCGGGGACAACGAGUGAAUUCUGACCAUGACACUUGGGUAAGGCCAACUUCCAGCGCAACCAGCUAUGGGGAGAAACCUCCAGACUAAUCACACUUUCAAAAUUAGUACUUGAUGUACCCAUACAAACAGUU